Molecule: messenger RNA, 873 nt
Organism: Chelonus insularis
Lineage: Eukaryota; Metazoa; Arthropoda; Insecta; Hymenoptera; Braconidae
Gene: Cbp20
Product: cap binding protein 20
Exons: 3
Coding region: 203-691 (162 amino acids)
Biological process (GO): mRNA cis splicing, via spliceosome
Cellular component (GO): nuclear cap binding complex
Molecular function (GO): RNA cap binding
Source: RefSeq, a predicted model, not a curated record
UGAGUGCGCAUGCGUGAAUAUGGAUUCUCUUGUUUUUUUUUUAAUUGAAGUGUACACUAGUGUGUAAAUGCUUAUUUUGUUGUGUAUACUUCUAAAAUACGGUGAAUACUGGCUCUUCUUCGAUUGAUAAUUAUAUUUAAAACAUUUUACUAGUAAAUUUAUUUGUUUAAAUUUAUUAAAACCAUUUAAGUAUUUAUAAAUUAUGAUGAAUUCAUCUGGUGUUACACCAUCAGUUGAAUUAAGCUCUUACCGUGAUCAACAUUUUAAGGGUUCCAGAGCCGAACAAGACCGAUUAUUAAGAGUUUCUACAACUUUGUAUGUUGGAAAUUUAUCAUUUUACACAACUGAAGAACAAAUAUACGAACUAUUCUCAAGAUGUGGUGAUAUAAAGCGAAUUGUGAUGGGUUUAGAUAAAUACAAAAAAACUCCAUGUGGAUUUUGUUUUGUCGAAUAUUAUCAACGUGCAGAUGCUGAAAAUUGUAUGAGAUACAUAAAUGGUACAAGAUUAGAUGAUAGAAUUAUUAGAACAGACUGGGAUGCCGGAUUUGUUGAAGGUAGACAAUAUGGACGUGGUAAAACUGGCGGUCAGGUAAGAGAUGAAUACAGAUCUGACUUUGAUAGUGGAAGAGGUGGAUACGGAAAAAUCAUUCAACAAAAAGUGACAAUAGGUGAUGGAGGGUUUGAUCGAUAAUGAUUUUUAUAAUUAAUAUAUAAAGUUAAUCAGUACAUUUGAAGAAAUUCUAUAUUUAAGAAACAAAUUUUUGUGAUUUUUAUGAAUCAUAAUUUAUAACUCAUUAUCAUUAAUGAUGUCAUUUAAUUCAAUAAGUUUGUAAAUAUUUCCAUUAUUUUAAUAACUAAAAAAAAAUUAUUAAC